Molecule: messenger RNA, 1473 nt
Organism: Colletotrichum karsti
Lineage: Eukaryota; Fungi; Ascomycota; Sordariomycetes; Glomerellales; Glomerellaceae
Product: flavin-binding monooxygenase
Exons: 1
Coding region: 1-1473 (490 amino acids)
Molecular function (GO): flavin adenine dinucleotide binding; NADP binding; N,N-dimethylaniline monooxygenase activity
Source: RefSeq, a predicted model, not a curated record
AUGGCAGAAGAACUUGACAUCCUCAUUCUGGGCGCUGGUAUCUCUGGCAUCAACGCGGCCUAUCGCGUUCGGACAGAGCUGCCACAGAGCAGCUUCGCCGUGCUGGAAGCUCGCGAUGUCGUCGGAGGCACGUGGUCCUACUGGAAAUAUCCCGGAUUCCGCUCCGACUCGAACAUGACCAACUUUGGAUUCGCGUGGCACCCGUGGCCCCACGACAAGAAGAUCAUCGAAGGCGCGCCGAUUGCAGAGUACAUUGAAGACGCGGUGAAGACGCACGGCAUCGACAACCACGUCCGUUACCGCCACAAAGUCAAGUCGUCUAGCUGGGACAGCGACGAGGCGCGGUGGACGGUCACCUGCGAGACUCCUGAGGGCAAGAAGCAGAUCAAGGCCAAGUACUUGUUCGUGUGUUCUGGCUACUACUCGUACGAGAAGGCCCUCGAGACGCACAUUCCUGGUAUCGACAACUUCCAGGGCAAAGUCAUCCACCCGCAAUGGUGGCCCGAAGACCUUGAUUACACCGGCAAGCGGGUUAUCAUCAUUGGCUCGGGCGCGACGACCAUGACUCUGUUCCCGAAUAUCGCAAAAACGGCUGGCUUCACCACGAUUCUUCAGCGCAGUCCGUCCUACGUGUUUGCCCUUGCAGCGGAAUCAGGCUUCGACAAGACACUGAAGAAGAUCCUCCCGCUAUUCCUUGCCAACUGGAUGAUUCUGUUGAAGGACCUCAUUCUCGAGACGUUCUUCAUUCAAUUCGUUCUCAACUUCCCCGAAGCGGCUAAGAGCUUCCUCAGAAUGGAUGCCAAGCGCCGGCUACCAAAGGGCUACCCUGUCGAUAUUCACUUCAAACCAGCGUACAACCCCUUUCAACAACGUCUCAACAUGUGUCCCGACGGCGAUGUCUUCAAGACGUUACACCAGCCCAAUACCGAGAUUGUGACGGACCAUAUCGACACCAUUACGGCGGAUGGCAUUCUCACAAAGUCGGGCCGCCACCUGCCUGCCGACAUUAUUAUUACUGCCACCGGCUUACAUGUACAGCUUUUCGGUGGCACGGAGGUGACGGUUGAUGGAGUUCCUGUCAAGGUUGGUGAAAAAUACAGCUGGCGUGGAUGCAUGCUUGACGGCGUGCCAAACGCGGCCGCCAUCAUUGGUUACGUCACACAAACCUGGACACCCGGCGCCGACACCGUCACACGACUCUUCAUCCGUGUCAUCAAACAGGCGCAAAAGGCCGGCGCCGUCUCAGCCACGCCGGUGUUGUCUGACGAGGAGAAGCGGAACAGCCCCAAGUUGCCAUGUGUGGAUGCCACGUCCAACUACUUCAAGAAGGCGCAUGGCCGGAUGCCUGUGGUGACGAACCAGGGCCCUUGGUACGGGAGGAAGAAUCUUAUUGUGGACAAGCUUGCGCUGUGGUUUGGAAGUGUGACGGUGGGCAUGGACUACCGCCUGGCCACCAAGUCCAAGGACAUUUAA